AUGAGAAUACUUGUUGCCUUUGUUUUCAUCGCUGUAGCGACCAUCAACAUUAGCUUCUGCAAAGGAAGCUCUUCUGUUGGUUGCCUCCAAAGCGAGAGACUAGCACUUUUAAGGUUCAAGCAAGAUCUCACUGAUCCUGUGAAUCGGCUUGUCUCUUGGACUUCUGAUCAUGAAGAUUGCUGUGCAUGGUCUGGUGUUGUCUCAUUUGCGUUCAUUGGACUUAAGCGAGUAGAGAUUCCCAGAUUUCUCUGCGUGGACUUACUUCAGAACUGUACAAAGUUAGUUAAACUUGAUAUUGGUGAAAAUGAGUUUGCUGGAAAUGUCUCUGUGUGGAUGGGAGAAAGAUUUUCAAGAAUAAAAAUUCUCAUCCUUCGAUCAAAUAAGUUUCAAGGUCUUUUACCAAGGGAACUUUGCCACCUCACUUCUCUACAAAUCUUAGAUUUGGCUUAUAACAAUUUAUCUGGAAACAUAUCAAGGUGUAUCAGUAACUUCAACGCCAUGAUGAGAGAGAGUGAAAUGGAUGAUGAUAUAGAGUGCCCGUCUAAUGAAUAUUUUAAUUCAAAUUUUAUGGAGGAUGCAUCACUUGUGAAUAAAGGUGAAAUGGCUAAAUAUAAUACGAUUUUGAAAUUUGUAAGAAUGACAGAUCUUUCAAAAAAUAACUUCUCUGGAAGUAUUCCUAUGGGAGUGAUGGAUCUUUCAGCGUUGCAAUCACUGAAUUUGUCUCACAAUUCUUUGACUGGCAGAAUUCCAGAGAACAUUGGUGCUAUGAGUUUUCUAGAGUCCAUUGAUUUUUCUAGAAAUCAACUUUUCGGUGAAAUCCCACAAAGCAUUUCAAAGUUGACAUUUUUAAGUGUCUUGAACUUAUCCAACAACAAACUUUCUGGACCAAUUCCUUCAAGCACUCAACUACAAAACUUUAGUGCAUCUUCUUUACUGGCAAUGAACUUUGUGGUCCUCCUCUUUCUAAUAAUUGCACAAUGA
This is a messenger RNA of Mangifera indica (mango), 981 nucleotides long. RefSeq names its product receptor-like protein EIX2. The transcript has 2 exons. Lineage: Eukaryota; Viridiplantae; Streptophyta; Magnoliopsida; Sapindales; Anacardiaceae. Bases 1 to 981 code for a protein of 326 amino acids. Gene Ontology annotation, molecular function: protein binding. The record is from RefSeq and is a predicted model, not a curated record.